GGCGUACGCAUACGGGCGUAUUUAUAAGGACGAUCAACGGUGAACUGUCAAAAUCAGUCAAAAUCAGUCAAAGUCGACAUUGCAUGGUACUCUUAAAUUUAUUUGCACGUCUUGGAAAAUGACUUAACUGAAUCUAUUGAUGCAUCAUGGCACCUGAGCCCACGCAAGAACCUAUUAAAGAUAAUCUGACAGUUUCCAAUACAGUCCUGGAUACGAGAGUGGCGAAUGAUGAGGAAGACAGUGACGAUGAAGAAAUGAUUUUAGCGGGAUAUUUGCCAUUAUCUCAAGUGGCUACUGAUGCUGAACCCAUAUUAGGUGAAGAAGAGAAUGAUGAAUGGCUGUCUGAAUUUGGCGAACCUAAUCAAGCGUCAUCUAAUCAAGCGUCAUGUAAUCAAGCGUCAUGUAAUCAAACGUCAGCUAAUCAAGCAUCAUCUAAUCAAGCGUCAUCUAAUCAAGCAUCGUCUAAGCAAGCAUCAUCUGCUACAGUAACCAAAACCCAGCAAAGUUGUUCUGCAGAGGUACUGGAAGUUUGGUCGUGCCCGCACAAUCGUUCUGAUAUUGAUCUAGAUGCAAAUAAAAUCAAAGAAGUAAAAUCCGUAAUGGCGUCCAUUACCAUUCCCGAAAGUUGCAUUCCGCAAUGGGCAAAUGCAAUCUCAGAAGAGCAAUGGAAGGAGCAACUUCUCAUACGUAUCAAACAAAUGCAGAAUAAAGAUUCGCAGAGCUGAAAUUGCAACAGUUGAGCUGGUUGUAAUAAAAAAAUUAAAAUCUUUACUGUCAGCUGUACACAACAAGCGGUACAUCUGGAAUUAUUUAAAGUAUAAUUUAUUAUAACGCGUGAAAACGCAAAAAUAUGUAUGA
Molecule: messenger RNA, 858 nt
Organism: Cyphomyrmex costatus
Lineage: Eukaryota; Metazoa; Arthropoda; Insecta; Hymenoptera; Formicidae
Exons: 4
Coding region: 147-725 (192 amino acids)
Biological process (GO): spermatogenesis
Source: RefSeq, a predicted model, not a curated record